Molecule: messenger RNA, 2476 nt
Organism: Corylus avellana
Lineage: Eukaryota; Viridiplantae; Streptophyta; Magnoliopsida; Fagales; Betulaceae
Source: RefSeq, a predicted model, not a curated record
AUGGAGAAGGGAGAGAAACCAAAUACAGUUACAUACAAUGCUUUAAUUUGUAAGUAUAACAAGACAAGAAAGAUGAAAGAAGCUUAUAGGCUAAAAGAUGAGAUGGAAGACAAAGGGAUAGUGUCAGAUACAUAUACAUACACAUCUCUUAUACAUGGGAAAAGUGUUUAUGGGAAUGUAGAUGAGGCACUAAAACUGUUGGAUGAAAUGUCUCGCAAGGGUUUAGUUCAGGCUGUAGUCACUUACACCGCUAUGAUAUCAGGCUUGUCUGGGGAAGGAAGAUUAGAUGAAGCGUUUAGAUUGUAUGAUGAGAUGAAAAAGUCGUGCCUAACACCUAAUGAUAAAGAGGGUAAUAAUGGAGAUAACGACAUAGAUGAGUCGCACCCUAUUGUUCUAGUGGAUUCAAAGGAGGCUCGAAUUGUUGCUUAUGUAGACAAAACACCAUUUUCAGAGCCCCAAGACGUGGAGUAUACUUAUGAAUACAAUUCGGAAUUUGUUUUGGGUGAUGGCACUCAUCAAGGGUUGGGAUUCCAUUCUGAACCUGAAGGAACCCCAAAUGGAAUUGGAGGGUCCUUGAAGCAAAUGGAAGAUCAAGAGUUGUCAUCUUCUGAGAAGGAAAUGGAUGCUGAUGAGGGUAUUAGUUGUAAGGUAGGUCAGAUGCGUGAAGAAGCUUUGGAUGUGGUGUCACCUCCAAAAAACAAUUCGGGGUUUUUGUCAAUUGGAGGCAUAAAAUUGUACACCCGGGAUAUAUCUGAUGAGGAAGGUAAUGAGGAUGACUAUAGGGAGUCACUAGAUGAGGGAAGCACAGAAGCAUCUGAGCCUGGAGAAGUGGUGGGAUCAUCUGAAAGUGAUGGUUCUGAUGACUCAUCUGAUAGUGAUUCAGAUAUUGAUGCAGAAAUUGCAAAGGAUUACUUAGAAGGAAUUGGUGGAAGCGACAAUAUUUUGGAAACCAAACGGUUGAUGAAAACAGCGUUGGAUGCGUCGGAUGACGAUAGUUCUUCUAGCAGUUGCUUGAAUGAGACUGUAGAGAAGUUCGGUGGAAUUGCUCUCCAGGAGGCAUCCAGGGAAUAUGGUAUGAAGAAGCCCAAACCAAGGAAGAGCAACUCUUUAGCUUCCAGAAAUAAUUGGUCAUCGACUAUAGAUGACCUUAUGCUCGUAAAGGAUCCUAGAUCUGGUUCUGCGAAAAAGAAGCAUGUUGCUAAGUUUCCUCGAUCUUGGCCUAUGGAGGAUCAAAAGAGUAAAUAUUCCAGAAACUUUCCUGGUACCAAAAAGAAACAUCGUAAAGAAAUGCUUGCUGUGAAGCGCCGGGAGAGGAUGCUGCUCCGGGGUGUUGAUUUGGAGAAAAUAAACUCGAAACUAGAGCAGAUUGUGUUGGGUGGAGUAGAUAUGUUUUCUUUUCAACCUAUGCAUUCCCGCGAUUGUUCCCAGGUGCAACGGUUAGCUGCGAUAUAUCGCUUGCGAAGUGGCUGCCAAGGUUCUGGAAAGAAAAGAUUUGUAACAGUGGUGCGAACACAACACACUUGCAUGCCAUCGUCCAAUGACAAACUUCGCCUGGAAAAGCUGAUAGGUGCUGGCAAUGAGGAUGCUGAUUUUGUUGUGACUGAGGGCUCCAACGUAAGAUCUGGAGGUAGAAACAGGGUAAAGAAGACUGCUAAGGGCAGUGGUGAAGCAAGUGAGAAGAAACAGAAUGGAAAAAAGAGUUCAUAUGCCAAUCAACCCAUGUCAUUUGUAUCAAGUGGUACAAUGCAAUCAGAUGCUGUUGAGAUUACAGCCGUUGAUUCACAAGAGAUGGAUGAAAAUCGUAAAAAUAAAGGCGUAGUUGGCACCACAAGCUAUGGUUCAUUUGAGGUACACACUAAGGGAUUUGGAUCUAGAAUGAUGGCUAAAAUGGGAUUUAUUGAAGGUGGAGGGUUAGGAAAGGAUGGUCAAGGUAUGGCAGAGCCCAUUGAAGCUGUCCAACGCCCUAAAUCGCUGGGAUUGGGUGUGGAAUUCUCUAACUCCAGUGACGACCCAGCAAGGACCAAAUCCCAAAAGAUGGAAGUCCAUGGUGGUGACUCAAUAAGGAACAAGUCCCAAAAGAUUGGAUCUUUUGAAAGGCACACAAAGGGAUUUGGAUCAAAGAUGAUGGCAAAGAUGGGUUUCGUGGAAGGCAUGGGCUUAGGCAAAAGUUCACAAGGGAUAGUCAAUCCUUUGGUAGCUGUCAGGCAACCAAAAUCUCGAGGAUUAGGUGCCAAAGGUUAGGUAUCAUAUAAUUCAUUGAAAUUUAACAUUUCUAAGUUCACUCAGAUUUAUUUUUAGUUCCUUGUAAAUGAGCUAAUUGUGGCACUUUACUUCCAUUAUCAUCAAUGUGCAAGAUUAUCAUAUCUUUUGCUUUCAUUUCUUAUUUUAUGCUGCCACAUGUUCUUUCAAAGAUGAUGCACAGUAAUGUAAAUAUUCUAAUCACUUUGAAUAAAUAUUGGACCUUUGAAUUACCUUA